Messenger RNA from Prosopis cineraria, 2353 nucleotides. RefSeq lists its product as uncharacterized. Lineage: Eukaryota; Viridiplantae; Streptophyta; Magnoliopsida; Fabales; Fabaceae. The coding region runs from base 415 to 1917 and encodes 500 amino acids. The record is from RefSeq and is a predicted model, not a curated record. The transcript has 4 exons.
UUGAAGGCUUGGAGCAUGCCUGCACAAGCACGCCGCAGUACAAAAACCGUUUCCAGUUAAAAAUUAACUUAACCUGGUUACCAGGGAUUGGCAGUCUCAUUCCUCCGUCGCCAGUUUUAGUUCCAGACUUUGAUUUUUUCAAGUUUCAACGCAGACCCUUCCCCAUCUUUUCCUCUGUCUCUAACAUUUGUACUGCCCCGAACCUUCACCCUCUUGACCUGCGUUUCCCAUCCAAAUCGUCUCCAUUAAGAAAACCAUUCAAUCUUCAUUCAUUACCAAUACCUCCAAAUCACGCCCCGCCAUAUUUAACCCUUUCACUGAUUUUCUCUCUUCCAUUACUAAUCUCAUCAUUAUAAUAACUUCGUCACCACUUCGUAAACUUAUAGAGCUUUCCUUGUAAGUCUUGAUUUAACUAUGGAGCUUUUCGCCAAAGCCAGCGCUGUCAAGCUUCGCAGCCAUCUUGACAAGUACCUUGUCGCGGACGACGGUCGUGAAAAGGUCCGGCAGAGUAGAAACGGGUCGUCCAGGAGGGCCAAAUGGGUCGUGGAAUUAGUGGAAGGGAAGACCCACGUUGUGCGGCUCAAGAGCUGUCAUGGUCGGUACUUGACGGCCACGGACAGGCCUUUUCUGUUGGGGAUGACCGGAGAGAGAGUUGUUCAGAGCGAUUUCGAGACGGAUUCGGAUUGGAAGUUCGAGUGGCAGCCGAUAAGAGAUGGAUUUCAGGUGAGGCUGAGGAGUUGGUGUGGGAAGUAUUUGAGGGGCAACGGCGGGACGCGGCCGUGGAGGAACUCCGUCACGCACGAUGAACCCCAUAGCUACUCGUCGACGAGCAAUUGGGUUCUGUGGGAUGUGGAGGCGGUCGAAUUGCCGGAGGCGCUGGAAUAUUCGUUUUCCGAGAGUGUCUUGUCGUCCUCUGUUUCCGAUGAGAAUUUCGGUUCGGAACCGUCGUCGCCAAUGUCGGUUUUCUCCUUGGCUUCCUCGCCGAGACGGAAUUCUAAGUUGCAGAUAAGUUCCAACAAGUUCAGGUCCGGCAUGGACUUCUUUCACAACGCCAAGGCGGUGCGCCUCCGCAGCCACCAUGAUAAGUACCUCCUCGCCGAUGAGGAUGAGGAAUCCGUCGCCCAGGACCGAAACGGAUCUUCCAAGGCCGGCCGAUGGAUCGUCGAGUACGUCCCCGGCUAUGACAACAUCAUUCGUCUCAAGAGCAUCUACGGCAAGUACCUCACCGCUUCCAACCAGCCAUUCCUGCUCGGCAUGACGGGUCGCAAGGUGCUUCAGACUCUGCCGCGCAGGCUCGAUUCCUCCGUCGAGUGGGAACCCGUGAGAGACGGAUCUCGGCUCAAGCUCAAGACCCGAUACGGGAACUAUCUCAGGGCCAAUGGCGGCUUGCCGCCUUGGAGGAACUCUGUGACUCACGAUAUCCCCCAUAGGACUUCCACACAGGAUUGGAUCUUGUGGGAUGUGGACGUCGUCGAGAUUCAUAUUCAGAAACCCGCGCCUCCGCCCGUGCCUCAUUCGGAUUCUCUGGACUUCGAAUCCAACACCCCAACCGCUCAAUCCAUCAAAGCUGCGACCUUUUCAAGACAGGAGUCCACUGAUUCUAAUGUAGGUUCGCCGCCGAAGAUGGAGGGACGAACUAUAUACUACCACGUGGCAGAGGAUAAUGGCGAUGUGGAUGAUGAAGGCGUGCAGGGCUAUUCUUUGAUCUUUAAAGGCAGUAGUGUAGAGGAAUUGACUCGCAAGUUUGUGGAAGAGACAGGGCUGGAGGGAAUCAUUGUGUGCACUCGCAGUCCUCUGAAUGGAAAGCUUUACCCUCUUCGCUUGCAGCUUCCUCCCAACAAUGUUACGAUGCAGGUGGUUCUGGUUCUUCCAUCCUCUAAAGUGGCAAGAGAUUUUGAGGAACAGGGUUUACUGUGAGAUGCCUAGCUGGAGAGUGUUGCUGUUUUGGAUCUUUUCAUAAGCAAGGCCUAUGUACAUAUUCAGAUUUUAUGUGGAAGCACUUGGGAAUGUGUUGGGGAGUUCCGCAUAUUCUCCUUGCAUUUAAAAACCGAACGCAUAGCCAUAAAGGUUUCGACUUCUAAUCAGGGAGGCAUUUCUAAAGCCGCCAUUGUGAAGGGUAUGAAUUAUGGUAUCUCGUAACAGCAUUAUCGGAUCAUUAAUGGCUGUCCUAGGGUUUAGGGGUAGGGUGGUUUUGUAAUUUUGUUAUGUGCUUCAUGGUUGAUUCAAUUUUUUUUUUUGGGGGUCAAAAUGCUUGAUUCAAUUUAUUUGUUAACCAGUGCCAGAUGUUAUCGUUGGAUAUAUGUAAAAUUAAACUUGUAUCGGAAUUAUAAUUUACUUUUUCCGUAGCGGUGUA